Messenger RNA from Bombina bombina (fire-bellied toad), 4590 nucleotides. It is a transcript of the gene PCDH8, whose product is annotated as protocadherin 8. Gene Ontology annotation, molecular function: calcium ion binding. The record is from RefSeq and is a predicted model, not a curated record. The transcript is spliced from 3 exons. Lineage: Eukaryota; Metazoa; Chordata; Amphibia; Anura; Bombinatoridae. Gene Ontology annotation, cellular component: plasma membrane. The coding region runs from base 128 to 3175 and encodes 1015 amino acids. Gene Ontology annotation, biological process: homophilic cell-cell adhesion.
CUUUGGUUUGCAGACCUCAUUCACUAAAGCUGUACAUGUAGCUGCUAUGCAUACACUGAAAUCUGCAACCUCAUAGACAUAAUACAAAUUAUUGUUUCUCAGCUUUUGAUAGACUCUUUUAUUUAAAAUGUUUUCUAAAGAAAGGAAAUGUUUUCUAUGGGUUUCUCCUUUGACCCUAUAUUGUUUUUACAUAUUGGUAUCAAUCUCUACCUGCAAGACUAUGCGUUACAGGACUUAUGAAGAGGACGAACCUGGAACUGUUAUAGGGACAUUAGCAGAAGAUUUGCACCUCACCAUACCUGGAGAUGGAAGUUUCCGUCUUAUGAAGCAGUUUAACAGCUCCCUUAUUCGUGUCCGGGAGACUGAUGGACAGCUUAGCAUUGGAGAAAGGAUAGACCGGGAGCAGAUUUGCAAACAGACGCUCCAAUGCAUCCUUGCCCUGGAUGUUGUCAGCUUUUCCAAGGAGCAAUUCAAGCUAAUUCAUGUGGAGGUUGAGGUGAAAGACAUCAACGAUAACAGCCCUCGUUUCCCCAGCGCUGAGAUACCUGUAGAUGUGUCUGAAAGUGCGUCCGUGGGCACUAGGAUUCCAUUAGAAAUUGCAGUGGAUGAAGAUGUUGGAUCAAACUCUAUUCAGAGCUUCCAAAUUUCAGUUAAUAGUCAUUUCAGCAUUGAUGUGCAGACCAGGGCAGACGGUGUGAAAUACGCAGACUUGGUGCUAAUGAAAGAACUAGACAGGGAGACACAGUCCUCCUACACCUUGGAACUUGUGGCAAUGGACGGGGGAAGUCCAUCCCGCACUGGAAGUGCAGUGGUUAAGGUCAAAGUCCUGGACUUUAAUGACAACAGUCCAGUGUUUGAGCGCAGCGCUGUUACAGUGGACCUUAUGGAAGAUGCCCCUGUAGGAUACCUCUUACUGGACCUCAAUGCAGUUGACCUCGAUGAAGGUGUAAAUGGAGAAAUUGUUUAUAGUUUCAGCCCUCAGGUUUCACAAGAGGUUCGCCAGUUGUUUAAAAUUGAUCCAAAAUCAGGGCGCCUAACUCUUGAAGGUCAAGUUGACUUUGAAACCAAACAAACCUAUGAGUUUGAUGUACAGGCGCAGGACUUGGGUCCAAACCCUUUAACUGCUACCUGUAAAAUAAUUGUGCACAUCAUAGAUGUAAAUGACAAUGCCCCGGACAUCACCAUCACCCCACUGACAUCAAUCAGCUCAGGAGUAGCCUACAUCACCGAAGCAGCCGCUAGGGACAGCUUUGUAGCUCUGAUCAGCACCACGGACAGAGACUCUGGGCACAAUGGGCAAGUUCACUGCACGCUCUACGGACACGAGCACUUCAAGCUGCAGCAGGCGUAUGAGGACAGCUUUAUGAUAGUCACCACCUCAGCUUUAGACAGAGAGAGGAUAGCAGAGUACAACCUGACUGUAGUUGCUGAAGAUCUGGGCUCUCCUCCAUUUAAAACAGUGAAGCAUUAUACAAUCAGGGUUAGUGAUGAGAAUGACAAUGCCCCGGUUUUUGCCAGACCCCUUUAUGAAGUGUCAGUGCCUGAAAACAAAGCACCUGGUACAUACAUUACUACCGUGGUGGCCAGAGACCCCGAUUUGGGGCACAACGGAAAAGUAAUUUACAGACUGAUCGAUACAGAUGUCAUGGGUGCCCCUCUAUCCACAUACGUCUCUCUAAACCCUGCUACUGGGGCUAUUUAUGCGCUAAGAACUUUCAAUUAUGAGAUAUUAAAGCAGCUUGACCUGAGAAUACAGGCAAGCGACGGGGGCUCCCCCCAACUCACCAGCAGCGCUAUCAUCAAGGUGAAGGUGGACGAUCAAAACGAUAAUGCUCCUGUUAUUAUCCAUCCCUCUCUUUCCAAUGGAUCGGCAGAAGUUGGAGUCCCCUCCAGAGCACCGCAUGGCUACCUGGUCAUUCAGAUAAAAGCCAGAGAUGCAGACGAAGGGGUUAAUGCUGAGCUCACUUUUAGCAUUUCGGAAGAAGGAAGAAACCUUUUUACUAUCAACAAACAAACUGGAGAGGUUUUCCUGACUGCUGAUAUCAGUGAACAGCUGGGACAGGUCUUCAAGGCUGUAGUCACUGUCACUGAUGGUGGACUACCAACCCUUUCCGCAACGGCCACUAUCAAUUUCUUGGUCACCGCUGCCACCCCGCCACUAAACCACGAAGUCAUGCAGCCAAGUUCUGGGGAGGAGAAAGUUUCCCACUGGGAUAUCCCCUUGAUCGUUAUCAUUGUUCUGGCCGGCAGCUGUACACUGCUCCUAGCGGCCAUCAUCACUAUUGCAACCACCUGCAACAAGCGGAGGAAGGAGAACGGUCUGAAGGCGGACAGCAAGAACCAGAUAGACAUAUCUGAGCUGGAGAAAGCAGAGCAGGAAGAUGACGAGCUCAUCGACAGCCAGAAGGGGAACCUGUUUGAUGCUAGACCCUUCCCUCCCACGGCACCUUUUACUGGAACAGAAGUUGCAGCCACCACCGAGGUGCCCAGCACAGAGGAACCGUUCGGGGGCAGCCUGUAUGAUACACAGAAGAGGCUGCGGACGACUAACAGCGAGACCUAUGCCUCAGCCCCUGGGUUUGGAAAGGACGUGGGACCCACAGUAACAGUGUGGAAGGGACACUCAUUCAAUACUAUACCUGUCAGGGAAGCUGAGAAAUUCAGUGGCAAAGAUAGCGGCAAAGGGGACAGUGACUUCAAUGACAGUGAUUCUGAUAUCAGCGGAGACGCGCUGAAGAAAGACCUUCUUAAUCACAUGCAGACUGGACUAUGGGCUUGUACAACAGAGUGUAAAAUACUUGGACAUUCAGAUCGGUGUUGGAGUCCAUCAUGUGGUAGACCACCUAAUGCCCAUUCAUCCACAAUGCAUACAGGACAGCUUUCAGUGUCCAGUUUUGGCAAGAGUACUUCCCUUCCUCGUGACCCUCUACACAGAGAUAACUAUUAUCAGUCUUCUCCAGCUCAAGCUCACCUUGCUAAAACAGGUGUGCUGCCGAGCGUCUAUGAGAAAGUGCCACAAAAAGACUAUGAAAGUAGGACAAUUACAUUAAUAUCUCCACCAAGGUCUGCUAGACUCCCUGACCUCCAGGAAAUCACCAUGCCCCUUUACAAGUCCCCAGGCACCACCAGAUAUGUACCCCCACAUGACAGUUCUUGUGAACAGGAUGAACUAUAAUAAAACAUAAGGAGAACCAAAAAUCUGUGUAUCUGGGGCUCCAAAAGAAAAAAACAAAAACAAACAAACAAAUCAAAGUUUUAAUAUAUUGACCUAAAAAUACUUCGGCAAUUGUUGAAACUUGGCCAUCUCUUUUAUUGGGAUUGAAAUAGAGACAUUUCACAAAAAUACAAUGUUUUUAAUUAAAAUAAUAUAUUAUGGGUGUGCAAAUGUUUACUUAAUCUAUGGAUAAUUCUUUGUCUGCCCACUAAAAGGUAGCAACUAUUUUAGCUAAAAUAAUAUUGAUCAACAUUGUUAUCAAGGUACAAGACUUGCUGAAACACCUCAGCUGAUGUAGCCUUUGUAAAUCCUAAAGGAGUUUUUUUAAACGUCUUCCAACACCAUCCAGACAUAUCUAGAACUUUCAAAAUGUGUCAUUACUAUUAUCUGGUACAGUUUAGGUACUGUAUCUAUACAGAAGGUAUAAUAGUUGCCAUAUUAAAAUUUAUUUUGUAUCUUACCAAAUUAAAUUAUGUUUCAUCAAUAUUUGUUAAACUUGACACAUAGCUCCAUAAAAGUCCAAUCAGAGAUUAAGUAACAAACUCAAACAAUAUCUAUUCCAGGUUAAAAUCUUGCAAAUCUAAAAACAAAAAUUUCAUUGAAUAUAUUGAUUUUGAUUUAUUGGAAUUAAUAGUAACAUAAAGAUAAUGUAAGUAAAUUUACUUUAGCUAGACAUACUUGUACCUGGAUAAAUACUCACUGUGUCAGUGUAUCUGUAUAUGCACAUAAAUACUCAAACAAUGGGAGGAAUCUAUCAAAGUUAACUCUGGUAUUGUUCUAGAAAUGCAACUUUCACUUUUAAUAUAUAUCUAUAAGUUUUUUUUUCUUGUGCAAACCUGAGAGUAACCUUUCCUAAGUGUCGAUAAAUCCCCCCAAUGUGCCUUAAAAUACAUAUGAAAGGUAGGAAUUUCUUCCUGCGAGGUCAGUACCAUUUGGAAUUUGCAAACAAAUUGUUUGUUGUUUCUGUAAUUUUUAUGAAAUGUGCAGUAUUUAAUUUUCUACAGUGUUUUUGCUCUUAGCUCACAUAUGGCUUGCCAUUUGUUAGUGAUUUAAAUAUAAAUUCUGUGUAAUUGUAAUAAUUUGUAAAUAGUGAAAAAUGUUAUAUUUUUAUAAAAAAUUGUUAAAAAAUGAAAUUUAUUGCCAAAGGAACUGUGUGUAUAAAUACAGCGAUAUAUCUAAAGUCACUUGAAAUGUAUAUAACAAUAUUUACAUUUGCAAACUCAUUGGGAGAAAAAGGACUUGACUUGCAAAACGUGACUUGUAGUUUAUGCACCUGUGGUCCAUUUAACAUGUUAUUUAUUUGCAUUUUAUUUCUGCAAAUUAUAUCACCACCAUACACACUAAUAAAGUAUUUGUGACUUCUGUGAAGCACCUUA